AUGCUUGCAGUUCAAAUAAUGCGAAUGGCAUAUGCUGAAGGUUUAACUACUCCAGAAAUUGAGUAUUCUGAAGGAGGAAUUAUGGUUGACAAUAAAACUAGAUUUGCUGAUUUACGAGAAAUGCUUGAUAGUAGUAAAGAAAAUUUAAAAAUGGAUGCAAUGAAAAGAGUUAUAAGUAUGGUUGCAAAAGGAAAAGAUUGUUCUGAAUUAUUUCCAGCAGUUGUAAAAAAUGUUGCUGCUAAAAAUUUAGAAUUAAAAAAACUUGUAUAUGUUUAUCUAGUAAGAUAUGCUGAGGAACAACAAGAAUUAGCACUAUUAUCAAUUAGUACAUUUCAAAGAGGUUUAAAAGAUCAUAAUCAAUUAAUAAGAGCUAGUGCAUUACGAGUACUUUCAAGUAUAAGAGUUUCAAUGAUAGCUCCAGUAAUGAUGUUGGCAAUAAAAGAAGCAGUACGAGAUAUGAGUGCAUAUGUUAGAAAAGUUGCUGCACAUGCAAUACCAAAAUUAUUUUCAUUAGAACCUGAAUUACAACCACAACUUAUUGAAUGUAUAGAUUUUUUAUUAGGUGAUAAACGUACAUUAGUUCUUGGAUCUGCUGUAUAUGCUUUUGAAGAAACUUGUCCAGAUCAAUUACAAUUACUUCAUAAACAUUAUAGAAGUCUUUGUAGAGCUCUUGUUGAUGUUGAUGAAUGGGGACAAGUUAUCAUGAUAAGUUUAUUAACAAGAUAUGCAAGAACACAAUUUGUUGCCCCUAAAAAUGACAAUCCAUUAGAUCCUGAUCAUUUUUUACUUCUUCAAUCUGCAAAACCUCUUUUACAAAAUAGAAAUUGUUCUGUUGUUAUGGCAGUGGCUCAGUUGUUUUAUCAUGUAGCACCACCACAACAAUUAUCAAUUGUUUCAAAGGCUUUGGUUAGAUUAUUAAGUGGACCACGAGAAGUACAAUAUGUAGUUCUCGUCAACAUAGCAACAAUAUGUGCAGUAUCUGAUUCUAAUUCGAAUAUAUUUGAACCAUAUUUAAAGUCAUUUUUUGUUAGAAAUGGAGAUUCUAUGCAUGUCAAAUUAUUAAAAUUACAAAUUCUCAAGUCUCUUGCAACGGAAUCCAAUGUUCAAAUUGUAUUAAAGGAAUUACAAACAUAUGUAAAAAUGAAUGAUUUAGCUGGACCAGCUAUUGAAGCAAUUGGACAUUGUGCUCUUCAGGUUGGGGCUGUAGCUGAAUUAUGUCUUACUGGAUUAGUUUCACUUAUUGCUAAUUCAAAUGAAGAAUUAGUUUCAUCUGUUGUUGUAGUUUUAAAAAAACUUUUACAUCAAAAAGCUCCUCUAUCUUUACUUGUAAGAUUACUAAGACUUAUAAAUUCAAUCAAGGCACCAUCAGCUAGAGCUUGUGUUAUUUGGUUAGUAUCAACACAUAUAAAUCAAGUUCGUGGUUAUUCAAUUGAUCUUUUAAGAAUUGUAGCAAAAACAUUUGCAUCAGAAGCAGAAAUAGUAAAACUUCAAACAUUAAAUCUUGCCGUCAAAUUAUGGGUUUUAGAAAGAGAAAAAAGUGAAUUACUUGUUCAAUAUGUUUUACAAUUGGCAAGAUAUGAUAAAAGUUAUGAUGUUCGUGAUAGAUGCAGAUUUAUUAGAAAUUUAAUUUUAAGACCAAAAAAAUUAAAUAUAACAUUAUUAUUAAGUGAAAAACCAUCACCUAUUUCACAAUCUCAAUUUAAAGAUAGAGAAUUAUAUCAACUUGGAACUUUAUCUCAUUUAUUAAAUCAAAAAUGUUCAAAUUAUAAAGAGUUACCAGAAUUUUGUGAAGUACAACCUGAUCCAUGUGCAAGAAAAGAUCCUGAAAUAGUUAUUCCACAAAAUACAUUAAUAAAAGAAGAAACUACAAAUUUAAACAAAGGAUUUUAUAGUAGUGAUACUUGUGAAGAUGAGACAGAUGAAAGUGAUGAUGAUGAAGAAAGUGAAAGUUCAAAUUUAGAUGAGACUGGAGAUUCAGAAAGCGAUGAAUCUGAAGAUGAAAGCGAAGACUAUGAAUCAGAAGAAGAGUGUAAUGGUCUUCAAAGUAGUAACGUUGUGAUAAAUACUCCUAAUGUUACAAAAAAUGAUAUGGAUCUUCUUUUAGAUUUAGAUUUUUCUUCUGUAUCUAUAGGAAUAGUAAACUCAAAAUGGAAAAGAACAAGUGCCAUGGCACCUAGUGACAAUUCUUAUGAAAUAUUGAGCCCAACUCAAACAGGAGAUCUAUCAAUAAAAGCUAUUUUUACUCGUAGUCCUUCUUUGUUUUCUAAUACGAUGGUAUCAAUUGAUUUAGAAAUAUUUAUUUCUAGUAAUAACAAUAAUUCAACAAUUAGUUUGAUACCGUUAGAUGAUUCAAAAAACACUAGUGGUCCAAUUCAUGUAAAUAUUAUAAGUAAAACAUUAUACAAAACGAAUAUUGGUAUAAAUUUUGAAGAUACUGUUAAAGUUAGUAAAUGGAAAUGUAUAUGGGAAUGUGAAACAAAAAAAAAUGAAUUUGCUGUUGAAAUUUCAGCACCGUUAGGUGAACAGGUUGAAGCAAUAGAAAUGUCAAAAGUACAAUUUGACAGUGAAGCCUCUAAAUUAACUGGAAUGUAUUAUAGUAAAGUACCUAUAAACUUAGAUAAAUGGACUUCAUUUGACAUUUAUCAUCACUGUAAUUGCAAAUUGAUACUUGGAACAGAAGGUUAUUUUGCUGCGGAAACGGUGGCUAACAAACAACUACUACUUUUAAAGUUUGACACAAAUGAAAAAAAUGUAGAAAUAUUUUCAGAAAAUGUUCUAUUUGGAAAUUUGUUUGCAAACUACAUUCAAACAUGGAAAAACAACACAAGAUAA
Molecule: messenger RNA, 2832 nt
Organism: Strongyloides ratti
Lineage: Eukaryota; Metazoa; Nematoda; Chromadorea; Rhabditida; Strongyloididae
Product: Ruby
Exons: 4
Coding region: 1-2832 (943 amino acids)
Biological process (GO): intracellular protein transport; vesicle-mediated transport
Cellular component (GO): AP-3 adaptor complex; membrane coat
Source: RefSeq, a predicted model, not a curated record